This is a messenger RNA of Camelina sativa (false flax), 966 nucleotides long. NCBI's taxonomy places the organism in Eukaryota, Viridiplantae, Streptophyta, Magnoliopsida, Brassicales, Brassicaceae. The record is from RefSeq and is a predicted model, not a curated record.
AUGGCGGCCGGUGACGACGAUGCCACUGCUACCACCGAUGAAAGAAGCCUCUGCAAAACCAAAGAGUCAGGAGAUUCGAGUGAGGGUGUAAAAGUAGACUCAAUCAGCUCUAUGCUAGAUGAGAUCCUCCAACAUAUCCUCUCCUUAAUGCCGACCAGAUCUGCCAUCAGGACUUCCGUCUUGUCCAAACGAUGGAGGCAUGUAUGGUCCGGUACACCUUCUCUCUACUUCCAUAAAGACGACAGACCUGAUGCUAAUUCGAUAAACGAAACCCUAGCUCGCUAUAAAGCUCCUAAGAUGAUGAGUUUCCGUAUCUUGUUAAACAAGGUUGAUGAUCUUGUUCACAUGGACGGUUGGAUCAAGUUCGCUUUUUCCAGAAACGUUGAGAAACUGCUGCUGUAUUUAGAACGGGAUGGCUAUAAGUAUAACAUCCCUGAGUUCUUCUACGUCAACUCCUCUGUCAAGCAACUCUCUAUUAAUUCAGUCUAUUCUUUUAAAAUGAUACCCGAAUGCUCUGUGUCGUGGAAAUCCCUAAAGAAGCUGUCAUUGAAUCGUUGCAACCUCUCUGAUGAAUCCAUUGCUAAUAUCCUAUCUGGUUGUCCCAUUCUCGGAUCUUUAAUGUUGGAUUUUUGCAAGGAAUUGAAGGUUCUUGAUCUCAGCCGAUCACCGCGUCUGCGAACAUUAGCAGUUUAUAACGACAGUUCUACUCCGGGGCCAACGAAGAUUGUGGCACCACAUAUCCAUUGCCUCAGAUUGAGAACCUCUCCGUUACUAUGUGAUUUAGUUGAUGUCUUGUCUUUGACCGAAGCUAAACUAGACAUUAGCUAUAAAUCCCAACUUGAUAAACUGAACGCUGAUUUGCUUCAUACCAUGGUGAUAGAGAUACUAGAGAAGUGCUGUCGGAAUGUAGAGAAGUUUACUUUUGGGGAAAGCUAUCUUAAGGUAUGUUCUCGGGUGUUCAAGUAA